AUGUUUUAUUUAAAUGCAGUGAAAAUAGCUGUGGAAGUGAAAUAUGCGGAAGUGAAAACACUUGAAAUCGAAAAUGGUGAAGAAGUCGACAAUGAUCAUGUCGUAUAUUCAUUGAAAGUUGGUGAUACUUUUGAAAUUGGCAACAAGUUUAAGUGUUUCGUACAAUUAUGCUUUGAACAAAGGGUCGAAUCAAAAGCACUAUUGAAUGAGUAA
Molecule: messenger RNA, 213 nt
Organism: Entrophospora sp. SA101
Lineage: Eukaryota; Fungi; Glomeromycota; Glomeromycetes; Entrophosporales; Entrophosporaceae
Source: the annotation of a GenBank genome assembly